Dalotia coriaria is the source of this 2110-nucleotide messenger RNA. It is a transcript of the gene Miga, whose product is annotated as mitoguardin. Gene Ontology annotation, biological process: mitochondrial fusion. The coding region runs from base 260 to 1894 and encodes 544 amino acids. NCBI's taxonomy places the organism in Eukaryota, Metazoa, Arthropoda, Insecta, Coleoptera, Staphylinidae. The record is from RefSeq and is a predicted model, not a curated record. The transcript has 6 exons.
CAUGUAAGUGAAUCAGAUCAAUUGUCAAAAUGACGUUUAACACCGCGAGUUUUGAAUUAUGUUAAACAUGAGUUAAACAUUCACGUGCAACAAUUAACGAUGUGUUUACGAUCCGUGCAUCGCAGAAAUUAGGUAAACACAAAUUACAUUCGCGAAACGGUUGUAAAAUUUACACGAAAUCGAACAUUCGAAAAACAUCUAACCUCAAACAAAUUAAACAAAAUAUAGUAAAUCUAAUUCCGCGUGAAACAAAUGAACAAUGUCUCUGUUAGUGCAUUUAAAUCCAGUUCUUGAACAGCUCAAGCAUUUAAAGCAAGUGUUACCACAUAGUGUAAGCUUAUCUACCACACAAAAGGUGGUUGUUGUAUCAGUUACAGCUAGUGUUGCUCUGCUAGGUGUGCUUGCAAGAUACAUGAGACGUAAAAAGCAAACUGUUGAUCCUAAAACAUUCAGGAGGCCUUUGGCAAAACGGUCGAGAGCAUCUGGUGUUAGAAGUCCAAAUGCAGAUUUAAUUAGCACUGCGAGUAGUGGCCGAAGAAGCAAUGCUCAGAGUAACUUUAGCGAAAGGCGAGCUCGCCAUGACUCCAUAUUGGGAAUAAUUGCAAACGAACGAGCUUCCGUCGCAUCUGGCAGUUUGGCCAGCGGUACGCUUAUCAUUCCGGAAAAUGGCGAAAACACUAAGCUUACACCGCAACAGUUAGGCGUAAUGGACAAACCCGAAAAAGCUGAAUCCAUGUGGCGAACCGAUCAAAAUGACAAAGGGAUGGAGGCACUCGAGACAUGUAUAAAUUAUUGGGAAGAUGCACUGGCGGUCUAUCGAUCAUCGGAAGGAUGCGGUGGAGGUCCUUUGGCUGUAUUGGGGACAGAGGAGGCUGGUUUCUGCCGAGACCUGCAACAUUUACUAGACAGCGCUCUCGAACUGCAAGAGAGCUCAGAAGUUCUGUUCUUAGAUGAGCGUUCUGUACUCUUUAGGCCGGGUAGUAAGGACAAUCAACGCGGAGAUGAACAUGGAUUAGAUGCUGAUUUGUCUGGAGCAGAGAGUUUUGCAUCUGCACAAGAUCAGGUUGCGGAUUUGAGAGAAUUUGAAGAAUUCACAGAAUUGUUCCCUGAUCUUGAAUCUCUUCCUCUUUAUCAAGAUGCCCUGAGGCAAUUGGAAAAUGGUGGGAUUCCAUGUCGAACCCUUCGCACCGAAUUGGUCAAAUGCGGCACAGACGGCGAAUAUCUUUCGAAAUUACAUUGUCUACGUUUGGCAUUUCAACAUAUGCUCAAGGAACUCGCCAACUACAAUUGGUUCGUUGAUGCCGGUCGUCAAAUACUUGCCGAUUUAUUAUUAUAUGCAGACAAGGACCCGAAAGAUUUUCUAAUCGGCUACGAAGAACUCUUACGCUACGUGCAAGAGACAUCAAACUGGCGUGACAUGGAAGAAGAGCUCAGCAGCAAAGGCGUGAAGGCCCUUACAUUCUACGAUGUGGUUUUAGAUUACAUACUGAUGGACGCGUUCGAAGAUCUUGAAUCACCGCCAUCUUCCGUCACGGCAGUCGUCCAGAAUCGGUGGUUGUCCAACGGUUUUAAAGAGACUGCGCUUACGACCGCCGUGUGGUCGGUACUAAAAGCGAAGCGGCGAAUGUUGCGAUUUCCCUCUGGCUUUAUGGCGCAUUUUUAUAAUAUCAGUGAACAACUGUCGCCUCUUUUAGCGUGGGGUUUUCUUGGUCCUGAUGAGUCUCUAAAGGAAACGUGUACUUUUUUUAAGGAUCAAGUAAUGGGCUUUCUUGCUGAUAUUUUUAACUUUCAAAAGUGCAAGUUUACCACUGUUGAGGAUUUAUCUGCGGAUGUUUUUGAAUUGAUGAAGGCGAGAGUCGAUAAUAUUUGCCAAAGAUUAGAGGUUCAAGUGUAGUUAAGUGUUUAUAAGAAUAGUUAGAGCAAUGAGUUAACUUUUGUAACAUAUACAUAAUAAUUAUUUGCUAAAAGUUCAAUAAUUAUAAACUAAAUAAGUUUAGCAGUCACGUAAAUAAUGAACUUAAAUGAAGGUUACAUUCCCUUAUUAACAAAAUAGUUUAAAACAUUUGUCUGUAUGAAUGAAUAUUAUUUAUAAACAAAAUGUGGAAGAAAA